CUCGUCAAUGACAAUAAGAGAAGGAACAGCCUUGGUAAUAAUAACAAGAGCAAGAUAAGAGCUUGGAUAGAUUGAGUGAGAGAUGGUUUUUUCGCCUACAUUAUAACCUCAAUCUCGAGACCGUCUUGCGACCGUGGCAACAGGAGGGCGCCGAGCUACUGAGCUAUAUGCUCAACAGAUCUCUACGAGGCGCAGUUCUGGCUGAUGGAAUGGGACUGAGCAAGACCUUGACCAGCAUCAAUGUCGCCUUAUGCGACCCAAACGAGCCGUACGAAGGGCUCGUUCUAGUCGUAGCGCUUUGUCGUGCGACGAAGCCCAGAGGUAUAAGAGAACACUUUAUCACCCACUUUGUAAAGAAGCUAGAGGCUAUGUCUGUGAGUUCCUGCGCUAAGGUAUGGAUCCUUCAUAUACCCUCAGCGGGUCUCAUCCGUCAACCAACUAUCACUGGAUGAAAACAUCCACCCAUCCCCGAUAGUCUAGUGGUGAGGAUAUCUGCUUGUCAUUACAACUCAGUGAUGUUCGCAGGGGACCGGGGUUCAAUUCCCCGUCGAGGAGUUAACUUUUGCCCCGGCCCAUCAUUCUAUGAACUAUCGUGAAAAAAGGGUGGCAUUUGUGAAGUUUUUGUCAUGGUUAUGAGUCGUGAGAGUGAGUAUCGCA
Molecule: messenger RNA, 657 nt
Organism: Colletotrichum godetiae
Lineage: Eukaryota; Fungi; Ascomycota; Sordariomycetes; Glomerellales; Glomerellaceae
Exons: 2
Coding region: 168-452 (94 amino acids)
Source: RefSeq, a predicted model, not a curated record